GGCUCGAAGAAAGCACGACAAAUACUCAUGAAUCAGCUGUGGUGAAACAACUGUUUCCAUUUGGUGUUCCGCAAAAUUUUGCUAAUCUUGUUGAUCAACUCUUUGAACCAUCACCAACCGUGCACAGACAACGAUGAUUCCUGAUGCGCAUAAUCCCGAUAUGUCCAAUUGGGAUCAAUUGGAUCAGAUAGUGAAGGAAACCCGUGCCUUUCUCACUGAAUACGACGAAAUUGUGCUACACAAAGACCUGUACCGUGCCUUAUUCAUGUACGAGCUACACAACCUUCGGGAUGAGGUGGUGAUGCUGUUGAAGAAGUUUACAUCGCGCCCGAAAGACAUUGCCGAAAGAAAGGAAAUUGAGUGCUGUGGGCAAAUGUACAGUGAUAAGGAGGCAUUCAAUCGGCACUAUGAUGAGGCGCAUAACAAAAAAGCACUGCAAUCGGCUUCACUUUGUGAGCUGAAAAUGUCUUUGACGAAAAUUGAAAUUUUCGAACGGCACCUGAAAAAUUACCUUUCCGUUGGAAAGGAAUCGAGCUGCGAACUGCUGCUAAACCUGCGACGGAUAAUGAGGAGAUUGGAUGCAACACUAGAGUUCUAAAAUGCGUCUUGAUAAGACAGAACAUGAAUUGCACCUCGUCCACUUUUCCUUGUAACUUUAUGUUUUUUUUAAAUUAAACUAUAUGAUGAUGAUAGUAGCGUA
This is a messenger RNA of Anopheles darlingi, 700 nucleotides long. RefSeq lists its product as uncharacterized. The transcript is spliced from 4 exons. NCBI's taxonomy places the organism in Eukaryota, Metazoa, Arthropoda, Insecta, Diptera, Culicidae. Bases 134 to 598 code for a protein of 154 amino acids. The record is from RefSeq and is a predicted model, not a curated record.